CACUUUACUACGGUGUGCUGUUACAAGAAUCAACCGUGAAAUCAUGUCACCUACAAUGCUGCAGUUUACAGUUGUCAUGAUGGUCGCUAUUAUCGUCAUUAAUGCGUAUGACGUGACAUCAUAUAGUCUUAACGAAGAAUCUUUUUGUAUCACAAAUGAGCCAUGCUUGGGUCGUAUUGCCGGUAUCAGUGCCAGGCCCGUACAGCGGUGUACAUGCCCACCAUGGGCCGACAAAUGCAUGUUUGACUACCAACAACGAAAGUUUCUGUGCAUGGACCCAUCGUCAGUAGACGUGUUUCCAGGAGACUUCAUGAGUCGGUUAGACACUCGAGAAGAGAAAUAAAGACGCAUUUUGACGAAGAAUUAUUUAUUUAUUACUAUUAUUAACUUGUCGUCACUUUAUAAGUCUGUUAUUUAUUAUUAUAUUUCAAAAUAAAUCUUCUAAAGCAUAUGUAUUACCAAAC
Molecule: messenger RNA, 464 nt
Organism: Saccoglossus kowalevskii
Lineage: Eukaryota; Metazoa; Hemichordata; Enteropneusta; Harrimaniidae
Source: RefSeq, a predicted model, not a curated record